AUGAAGUCCUUCAUCACCGCUGCGACCAUCACUGGCUUCGCCGCCGUCGUGCAUGCCGCCGUUCCUGGCUUUGAUAUCUCCGGCUAUCAAGAAAACAUUGACUUCGACAAGGCAUACUCAGAUGGUGACCGCUUCGUGAUCAUCAAGGCCACUGAAGGCACAACGUUCAAGAGCGACCAGUUUAACUCUCAAUACACUGGUGCCACCGGCGCCGGCCUGAUUCGUGGUGCAUAUCACUUUGCUCAGCCUGCCUCCUCCUCGGGAGCUGCACAGGCCGAGUACUUUGCCGCCAACGGCGGCGGAUGGUCAGGCGACGGCAUCACGCUGCCCGGUGCUCUGGACAUUGAGUACAACCCCAGCGGUGCCACGUGCUACGGACUCUCGGCCGCUGCCAUGGUGGACUGGAUCGAGGAUUUUGUGACCACCUACGAAUCGCAGACGGGACGGUGGCCGCUCAUCUACACGACCCUCGAUUGGUGGACCACGUGCACGGGCACCUCGCCCAACUUUGCGGACCGUUGCCCGCUCUGGAUCGCUCGCUAUGCUAGUUCGGUGGGCGAGACGCCCGCCGGCUGGGACUACGAGACCAUCUGGCAGUACAAUGAUAAAUAUCCCCAGGGAGGUGACUCGAACACGUUCAAUGGCGAUGAGUCGCGUCUUGUUGCGUUGGCCACGGGUGAAGCGACUCUGGGCAAUACCCCUGGGCGUUUGGCGGAUGCCAUACGUCUGCUGGCCAGGAGGCUGAUGAUGGGCCUCAACCCUCUCAUAUGCGCUCCCAGACCUGUCAUAUUUGGUGCCGGGACCGCCUGGUACAAAAGCCCCGACGAUGACGGCACCACAAUCCACCAGCCGACAGUUGACGCCAUCAAAGCCGCAAUCGAUGUCGGGUAUCGUACAUUGGAUGGAGCCCAAGUUUACGGUACAGAGAGGGAACUCGGCAUUGCGAUGGCUGAGUCCGGGAUCCCGCGAGGCUCGUUUCGAUUGAGUACCAAGGCAAAAGAUACGUCAAACGUUGAGAAAGCCCUGGAAGAGAGUCUUGUGAACCUCCAGACGGACUUUGUUGACCUAUAUCUCAUCCAUUCUCCGUUCCCGGCCUCAUCAGACCUCGAGCUCCAGGAAGCCUGGCGUGAAAUGGAACACUGCAAGCAGCGAGGUCUGGCCAGGGACAUUGGUGUCUCCAACUUUUCCAUCAAGGAUAUUUCGACAAUCUUGGAGGUCGCCACGAUCAAGCCGGCUGUCAAUCAGAUCGAGAUGCAUCCGCACUUGUAUCAACGCGAGCUUUAUGGUUUCCUGAGACGGGAGGACAUUGCCUUGCAGGGCUACUCCUCGCUGGCACCACUGAGGGCAGAGUCGGGCAAUGAGACUCGUGUGCUCGCCACCCAAUUGGCAACCAAGUACCAAGUCGACGAGUCGGCAAUCUUGAUGCGCUGGGUGGUUGAUCAAGGGGCGGCGGUGGUGACGACAAGCUCGAAAAGGGAGCGGAUGGCGACCACUUUUUCGCAAGUUCCGUCAUUCAAAUUGACGGAGGAGGAGGUGGCACAGCUGACGGCCACAGGGAAGGGCAGAUGGUUCCGUGGUUUCUUUGCCGAUGAGUUCAAGGUGGCGGAGGCCAGCUCUUGA
Molecule: messenger RNA, 1620 nt
Organism: Emericellopsis cladophorae
Lineage: Eukaryota; Fungi; Ascomycota; Sordariomycetes; Hypocreales; Bionectriaceae
Product: putative ketoreductase
Exons: 7
Coding region: 1-1620 (539 amino acids)
Biological process (GO): cell wall macromolecule catabolic process; peptidoglycan catabolic process
Cellular component (GO): cytosol
Molecular function (GO): lysozyme activity; aldose reductase (NADPH) activity; oxidoreductase activity, acting on NAD(P)H as acceptor
Source: RefSeq, a predicted model, not a curated record